GGGGCCCUCGCCUCGGCGCAGAAGGCGCCCCCGGCCGCGCCCGCCGCCGCCGCCGCCACCCCGCGCCGGGUCGUGGUGCAGGCGUCCACCAGCGAGCUGCUGCGCUGCCUCGGCGAGUUCCUGUGCCGCCGCUGCUACCGCCUGAAGCACCUCUCGCCCACCGACCCCGUGCUCUGGCUGCGCUCCGUGGACCGCUCGCUGCUGCUGCAGGGCUGGCAGGACCAGGGCUUCAUCACGCCGGCCAACGUGGUCUUCCUCUACAUGCUGUGCCGGGACGUCAUCUCGGCCGAGGUGGCCAGCGACCACGAACUGCAGGCAGUGCUGCUCACCUGCCUGUACCUCUCCUACUCCUACAUGGGCAACGAGAUCUCCUACCCGCUGAAGCCCUUCCUGGUGGAGAGCUGUAAGGAGGCCUUCUGGGACCGCUGCCUCUCCAUCAUCGACCUCAUGAGCCCCAAGAUGCUGCAGGUCAACGCCGACCCGCACUACUUCACCCAGGUCUUCGCCGACCUCAAGAAGGAGAGCGGCUCCGAGGAGAAGGGCCGGCUGCUCAUCGGCCUGGACCGGUGA
This is a messenger RNA of Ficedula albicollis (Collared flycatcher), 570 nucleotides long. RefSeq names its product cyclin-dependent kinase 5, regulatory subunit 1 (p35) (gene CDK5R1). The annotation marks the transcript as partial. Gene Ontology annotation, molecular function: protein kinase binding; cyclin-dependent protein serine/threonine kinase activator activity. Lineage: Eukaryota; Metazoa; Chordata; Aves; Passeriformes; Muscicapidae. The transcript has a single exon. The record is from RefSeq and is a predicted model, not a curated record. Gene Ontology annotation, biological process: positive regulation of cyclin-dependent protein serine/threonine kinase activity; brain development; activation of protein kinase activity. Gene Ontology annotation, cellular component: cytoplasm; protein kinase 5 complex.